GAAGUGGGAGCAGGAGGUCCAUGUCGGGAGUAACCUAGCGCGCUAGCUGUGUACUGCUGCUAUGCAUAUGCAUGCACUGCACAAUCACAGCAGUACAUUCGACCGAGGUCCGGGUCAGACAGGCACUGUGUAGACUGUGGUCAAAUAUUAAGUGUACAUUCUACUUCUAAAAAGUUAAAUCUAUUAUGGAUAAAUAGCUUUCUGGUCAAGAAGUCAACAAAAAAUUUCUACAUUAACUGGAUUCUGACAAAAGAACAAAAACAAUGGCGUGCCGUCUGUUGCAGUUCAGGAAAUUCAACCAAACUUUGCGAAGUGCAUUCGCUAACUCAACAAAUUCAUUGACACUGGCUCGAUGCAUCUCGUGUAGCAGGACAACACGGAACGGAAAAGAACCGGCAGAAACGGGUGAUUUGAAGAAGCGAUGGAAGGACAAGGCGGAGACUGUUGUUAUUGGGGGCGGGGCUAUUGGUGCUGGAGUAGCAUACAGUCUUGCUAAGGCUGGUAUGAAGGAUGUUGUUCUUUUAGAAAAGAGUGAGCUUACAGCGGGAUCAACAUGGCAUGCAGCUGGAUUAACAACGUAUUUCCAUCCAGGGAUUAAUGUAAAGAAUGUGAAUUACACAAGUCUUAAGAUAUUUGAUCAGUUGGAGGAAGAGACUGGACAGGCUGUUGGAUUCCACAAGCCUGGUAGUAUACGAAUCUUAUCAACCCCAGAUAGGAUGGAUGAAGCAAAGUAUCAGAUGGCUAGACAAGGAUGGAAUAAAGCUUAUCAGAAACUUCUUACUCCUGAAGAAGUCGAAGAACUCUGCCCAAUUAUUAACAUGGAUGGGGUCUUGGGUGGUAUCCACAGCAUUGAAGAUGGUCAUAUAGAUCCAUACUCCUUGACUCAAGCCUUAGCCAUAGGAGCUCGUAAGUAUGGAGCUGAUAUCUACAUGCCUGCACCUGUUACUGGUCUGAAGCAAUGUGAUGAUGGAACGUGGGAUGUUGAGACCAAUGAGGGUACCAUCCAUGCUCAGAGAGUUGUCAAUGCUACAGGAUUUUGGGCCAAAGAGGUUUGUCAGAUGAUUGGUCGUGACCUGCCAAUGAUCUCAGCCCAUCAUCAGUACAUGGUGACCUCUACGAUCCCAGAGGUCAAAGCUUUGAAGCGUGAGAUCCCUGUGAUGAGGGACCUGGAGGGAUCCUACUACCUCCGUAUGGAGCGGGAUGGGCUCCUGUGUGGACCCUAUGAGAAGGAGCAUAAAAUGAAGCUCCAGGAUGAAUGGGCGGAGAAUGGAGUGCCUCCAGGGUUUGGUAAAGAGUUGUUUGAGAGUGAUCUUGAUAGAAUUCAGGACCAUCUAGAAAUCGCAAUGGAACGUUUCCCGGUCCUCGCUAGUGGUAAUAUCCAGAGUGUUGUUAGUGGUCCUAUAACCUAUUCACCUGAUCUUCUACCAAUCGUUGGUCCAGUACGAGGUCUUCAUAAUUAUUGGUCAGCUUGUUCUUUCAGCUACGGCAUCAUUCAUUCGGCUGGUAUAGGAGAGUAUCUCAAGGACUGGAUCAUGGAUGGGGAACCCCCUUAUGACUUGAUUGAGAUGGAUGCUGAUCGCUAUGGUGAUUGGUGUACCUUUGACUACCAGAAAGCUAAGAUCAGGGAGUCUUAUGGUUUCAACAAUGCCAUAGGGUGGCCUAAAGAGGAGCGUUUCGCUGGAAGACCGACCAACAGAGUGUCUGGGGCGUAUCAGUUGAUGAAGGAAAGAGGGGCUGAAUACGGCUUUCAUGCGGGUUGGGAACAACCUCAUUGGUUUUGCUUAGACGGUGAUGAACCGGGCUACAAACCUAGUUUCCGUAGGACCAACUGGCACGGACCGGUAGGAAGGGAAUAUGAGAUGGUGAUGAAUAGAGCUGGUAUCAUCGACCUGACGCCGUUUGCCAAGUUUACUGUCAAAGGUCCUGAUGCUACCCAACUCAUGGAUGUGGUCUUGGCUAACAAGCUUCCUACUGCUGUUGGAGGUUGUGUAGUAGGUCAUAUGCUGACACCCAAGGGUAAAGUAUAUGCAGAGAUUACCAUUACUAAGACAGGAGAUAAUGAGUACUUCUGUAUCACAGGAGCAGGUUCAGAAAUACAUGAUCUCAGGUGGAUGGAGCAGAAGGCUUUUGAGAUGAAACUCAAUGUUGAAUUCUCCAACGUCACAGAGGAGCAGGGUGUCUUGGGUCUAGCUGGACCUAAAUCUAGAGACAUCUUGGCUGCCCUGACGGACUCAGAUGUCAGCGAAGAAGGUUUUAAAUUCAUGAAGGCCAAGGAUAUAGUGCUAGGUGGUGUAAAGUGCUAUGCUAUUAGAAUUACAUAUUCAGGUGAGCUUGGGUGGGAGUUAUAUCAUGCUCGAUCAGACACAGCGGAACUCUACCAAGCCUUACUACGAGCUGGUGAACCGUUUGGUGUAGGUGACUUUGGUCUGUAUACCAUGAAUGUACUCAGGAUUGAAAAGGGAUUCCGUGGAUGGGGAUCGGAGAUGUUAACUGACAACAAUCCUCUAGAGGCUGGUUUAUCUCCAUUCAUCAAACUCAAUAAACCUGCAUCAUUCAUUGGUAAGGAUGCUGUCCAGAAGAUCAAAGAUGAUGGUUUAUCAAGGAAGGUGAUGCUCCUAAAGGUCGAUGCGGACGAUGUCGACCCAGAAGGCAAUGAGACCAUCUGGCUAGAUGGCAAGGUUGUUGGUAAUACUACAUCAGGAUGUUUCAGCUAUCAUUUGAACCAACCCAUCGCAUAUGCAUACCUUCCCAUGAGCCUCCAGGAUGUAGGGACAAAGGUCGAGGUUGAGCUGCUUGGUACCAAAUGGCCUGCUACAGUAAUACAGGAGCCUCUGGUAUUAACUGAGCCUGUUAGGAGGAAACAGGAGCAGAAACAGCGUUCUAGUUGAUUCCACUAAGCUCAUGAAAAUCUGAGCUAAUGACAAUCAAAACGAACUAUUUUCAUAUAUUUUUUUGUAUCAAAAACUGAGCUGCCUUGUUACUUAUUAUCAGAAAAAAAUUAUGUAGACAUACUUUAUGAAAUGUCUAACAAUCAAAGAGUUGAAUUGCAGAAAUUCUUUUUGGGUAAUAUGCAAUUCUGUAUCAUAUCAAAAAAGCAACUAAAAUACCAAAAUAACAUUUGUAACUAUUUCUAUCUGUGCAAGUGACGUUAUCCAAUCUUAAAAUGAACUGCCUUGUUAUUGCCAGGAAAAUUAUGCAUUUUAUGAGAAAGAUCAAGAGUAAAAAUGUAGUAUUAUUACACUAUACAAAAUGUUUUCCUGGGACAAUAAUUCUCCAUAUUGUGCAUUCUCUGCUUUUGCAGCCGUCAAUAUCAUAACAUAUUUUUUCUCUUUCAGGCUUUCUCCUGCCUUUACAUAUAUACUGAAUUCAGCAGCGGGCAGUAUUCGCAAAACUGGUUGGAUUUACUUUGUAGAGUAAUGUAGUGUAGAUAAUGCACCGUUCGCUCGCUCUAUACAGUGCUUGAUACGUGUAUUUACAGCUAAAUAAGCCAAAGCGCAAGAUUUGUAAGCAAUAAGUGUAUGUGCGCAACAUUAAUUAUAGAAUGUGCUGCUUGGCGGUUACAAUUACGUCACAAUUGAAUAGCCAGAAUUACUUCUUCAAGUUCAUAAAUAAUCUGGAGUCAGAAGAAGUGACAAGCUAAGAGGAAAAUAGAUUGUUCCAAAUAAUAGCCUGAAUUAUCAGCUGUAACUAAUAAUAACAAUAAAAAUAUUGACUGGCUCUUCUUUUAGGAACAUCAAAUAUAUUGACCUCGUCUAAAGACUCUGGUCAAUACAAUUCUGUUGUGGGCAAUAUAUUGACAACAUUGAAUUCUUCAAAUCGUCUCUCAAAACUCACUAAUUUCAGCAGAUAUGUAAUAAUUAGCUUGAUUAGAUGAGCCUGCUCCUAUAAAUGUUUUUAACAGAAAUAUGGUGCAAUAUAAAUGCUGUAGAUCAUCAUCAUAUAUUUGAUGUUCCCCUUAAGGCUAGUCAAUAUUAUAUAAUUCUUCCAGACCUUUUCCAAUAAUAUGUUGUAAUGUUGAAAUUCCACUGAUUAUUCGACGAGAGGGAGAGAGAGAGCGAGAGAAAGAAGGAGAGAAAGAGGGAUUGUUUAUUUGCUUGCCUCUCUUAAAUACCAAAGAUUAAUUUUAAAAUAUUUCAUCCGUAUAUUUUCAUAUCAUUUCAUUUUCAUUUCAUAUCAUGUUUUAGAAACAAGUAAAAGGUAUUUUACUUUGUAUUUCAGGUGUUCAAUUUCCAUAUUUUUGUGAUAAAUACAAAUGUAAGUAAUUAGUUCUUGAAAGAUCAGAUUACUUUCGAAGAAAAGUGAAGUGAGACAGUGCACAUGUACAAUAAAAUUGACACUUUUUGUACUGUAAGUCAGGUUUUAUUCUGUAAGCUUUACUUAUUUCUGAUCUUUCGAUAUCAAAUAAUGAUAUACCUAUUUAGUUUUAUAUAAUUGGAAAGCGUUUUCUUAAUUGCUUGUAGAGCAUGUCAGGACGUGAGCGUCAUCUUCUACAUUUAUACUCAGGCACAUAGUGAUACGUGGAUUCAUGUUGAUGAUAUUCAUACCAAAGAUGACAACUUCAGUAUUUACUCAUUUUGAAUCUUUUUCCUUUUCCUUUUCUUCUUUAUUAUUUUAACAUAUGAGAAACUACAUCAUUAAUUUUUUACUACUGCCAAUUAAGUGCCAAACCAGUUGAUCUUCUAGAAGUUAUUUGCCAAAGUUGAAGCAAUUUUGCAGAUCAGGGCCCUGAAACAUAACAAACAGUCAAUCAAACGUAACUUAAUGCAUGUAAGUUUGGCAGACCGUGUGCAAAAACUGUAAAUAUCGAGCGCAUGUCUCUUUGUUACCCCCCCUCCCAGGAUAUGCAUAGUGCAUGUGUUAUUUGCAUCUUCAAAAUUGAACAGAUUUUAGAGAUUCCAAGUCAUUUGACUUUGACAGAUUAGUAUGUAUAAUUAUUGUCAUUACAUGAUACAUCUUAAUGCCAAGACACAGCUUGAGACAUUUCUUGUUGGAACACGCCAUUAGUGAACUUUCAGAAUACUGUUUAUUUUAAUUCCUUAUUUAAUUUUUUUGCUUGUUACGAAUGUUUUGUAUAUCAUUUUAUUCUGUUUGAAUACAGAUGAGAAUAUUGAGCCAAUAUUGAUAUUCAAUUCAUUUUGUUUCAAUUUUAAUUUUAAGAAAAUUAAACAUGAAGUUCAAAAUAAAACAGCAUUAAACGAUAUGUAAAUACCUGUUGGUGUGGACAGUGAAUUGAUAUUGGGUGCAGCUGUUAAAAACAACCAAAGAGGUCUUGCUGCAAAAAUUUUAAAACUUCUAUGAGAGUCAUGUGUGCUGAAAGAUGGCUUUGUAUAAUUCUUAUAGGCUUCAUAUAAAUCAAAUAAUGAAUUUCUUUUCAUUCGUGCACUGGACAUAAUACUUUAUUCGGUGAAAGAUGAAAUGACUCGGCUAUGCCUCGUUGAAUGGAUCAUUCCAUCUUUCACCUCAUGAGGUAUUCUGUCUACCGCACUCCUAAAUAUUCAUUUUUUUAUAUACCAUUAAACCCACAUUGGAGUUGACCUAUAAUUUAUGGGUCAAACUGUGCACUACGAUGCACGCUUGUUGGAGAGAGGGCUGAUUAAACCCUGAUUCUGCAGUUAAUAUGAUUUAUGUUUGUGUAUGAAUCAUGAUUCAUGUUUGUGAUUCUAGCUUAUGAGGUCACAUGAAAGCAACCUAAGAAUAAAAAGCAAAUUCUGUUACACAUUCCAUCUGUGGCAUUGUAAGUAUGAAUUGCACUUUUCUUUAUAAACAUAUCAGAUAAAUAUUUAGGGAGUUCAGUGUUCACUUGUUUAAUAUACGAGUAUUGCACUCUCAUAGUCAUUUAACUGGUUCACAUUGAAGAUGUUGAAUUGUUUAAAUAGUGGACUAGAAUGGGUUUGACAAUAAGAAGGUGUAAUUAUUCUGACAACCCUCUGUUACAAAAUGUAGAAGCAUUUAAGUUUGGUCAGUAGA
Molecule: messenger RNA, 5967 nt
Organism: Lytechinus variegatus (green sea urchin)
Lineage: Eukaryota; Metazoa; Echinodermata; Echinoidea; Temnopleuroida; Toxopneustidae
Product: dimethylglycine dehydrogenase, mitochondrial-like
Exons: 14
Coding region: 264-2888 (874 amino acids)
Cellular component (GO): mitochondrion
Molecular function (GO): oxidoreductase activity; protein binding
Source: RefSeq, a predicted model, not a curated record